UCAAUGCUGCAGUCAGUCUAGUCCUCAAGCCACCUGAGCAGUCGUAUCUGAUACCAUAACUAAAAUCCGAAACAACCACAUACACCUCCUCGGCAAGACAACAAUACACCACCACUCGCGGAUUCAUUGGACUUCACAAACACUGAAUUUUAGAUCUUCCCAAAAAUGGACAGGUUCCCACUUAUCUGAGCGAGCCAGAAAGUUAGAAAGAUCAAAAUUUUGUUUCUUUCUGGUCAUUUACUUCUGGUAACAUGACGAAUGUGUGCUGUGGUGCUAUUAACAGCUCAUUUUCCUUUAUUGUUUCUAUUCCUUCUUUUUCUCUAUAAUAGGGAGAGAACCCAAGUUGCUUUGGUUUCAAGUAGAAUCCACUGACAAAAAAAAAUCCAAUCUUUUUGCAUAUAUAAUGGCUAAAAUUCCUUACCUGUUAUUCUCUGAUGGUAACUGCUUCAUCUAAUCCACCCUUCUCUUCCUCUAUUUCAGACCCUAAAAACCGUUUUCUUCCAACUGUCGUUGUGAUUUGUAUUUUUGUUUCAGUUAUGUUUCCUUCUAAGUUCUACGUUUAAAAAAAACUAAGGCCUCAUCCAGUUGUGAGUUGCUCAAAUGGUCAUUUGGUGUCAGCAAGAAGAGUGAAUCCGAGAUUUGAAUGUUUGCAGGGAUCCUGGGGAUCUGAUUUGCUUGAGAAGUAAGGAGGGAGAUGGAACCUCCAACUGGGUUUCUGGCUACUUUGUGGAACUUUAUCUGUUUUCUACCUUACUUUAUUGGGCUUCUUAUUCUUGGCACUCUUAAAGGUAUUGUCUUGUGUCCAUUUAUAUGCCUUAUCAUUGGAAUUGGAAACACAGCUAUCAUAUUGGGUCUUUGGCCAAUUCACUUUGUCUGGACCUAUUAUUGUAUCUUCAGUGCUAAACAAUUUGGGCCAGUUCUGAAGAUUGUUUCCUGCAUAAGUAUAUUACCUCUCCAAUUGAUCUUGUGGCCUGUGGUUGGAAUUGUUGGAAGUAUUUUGGGUGGAGCAGCAUAUGGCUUACUUUCACCAGUAUUUGAAACUUUUCAAGCUGUUGGAGAAGGGAAGACCAAUCAGUUGUACCACUGCUUGUACGAUGGAACUGUGAGCACGGUGAAGGGGAGCUUCACUAUUGUGAGGGAUUUUAGGGAUGUCUGUUACCAUACAUACUUCUCAGUUAUGGAUGACAUAAAAACUCAAGGUCAUCCAGAUUCAAAAUAUUAUGAAAUCAAGUUGCUUUAUCUUCCUGGGGCUGUUCUAGCAGGGGUCCUUGGUUUCAUGGUUGAUAUGCCAUUGAUCUCAUUUAUUGCCCUGUGCAAAAGCCUGUACAUGCUAUUUAAGGGGUGGCACCGUUUGUUUCAUGACCUUAUUGGUCGGGAGGGCCCCUUUUUGGAAACAAUCUGUGUUCCAUUUGCAGGUCUUGCUAUCCUAGUCUGGCCAUUAGCUGUUGUUGGGGCAGUUUUGGGAUCUAUGGUGGCCAGUAUAUUUCUUGGCGCUUAUGCUGGAGUGGUAGUUUAUCAGGAGUCGUCACUUUAUAUGGGGCUUCGCUAUAUUGUUACAUCCUUAGCCAUUUACGAUGAGUACAGCAAUGAUAUCCUUGACAUGCCUGAAGGGUCCUGCUUUCCAAGGCUGACCUACCGAAAGAAGGCUGAAUUGCUUCGGACUACCUCUCGCGCACCUUCUUUCUCAAAGCAUAGAUCUUUGAGAACUGCUCCCUCAUUCAAUUCCCCUAUGGUUGAGUUGAAGGCCCUUGAGGUAAUGGAUGGCUUAUUUAAGGAAUGCAAGCGAUACGGAGAAAUCCUUGUUUCUGAAGGACAUAUAACAUUUCAAGACCUUGAAGAUGCCAAGUCUAGUAGAGGCAGUAGAGUUAUUAGCACUGGCUUGCCAGCUUGUUGCCUUCUUCAGACACUCCUGCGAUCUGCAAAAGCCAAUUCGGCUGGUAUAUUGUUAAUUGACAACUGUACUGAGAUAACCAGCUCAAACAGACCAAAAGACACAUUCUUUGAUUGGUUUCUCAACCCUCUCUUGAUCAUCAAAGAUCAGAUCCAAGCAGAAAAGCUUACUGGGUCAGAAGAGUUGUACCUUGGCAAAUUAGUUUUAUUGAGUGGUGAUUCUGUGAGGUUGAAAAACUCAAACAUCGGCAUACCACCCGAGUCCGAGCGUAAACAGGCUGAACUUGAUGCAUUGGCUCGAAGGCUCCAAGGUAUCACCAAAUCAAUCUCAAGGUAUCCAACUUAUAGGCGUCGGUUUGAGGAGCUUGUCAAAUCCUUAUCUGAUGAACUUGGCCAGAAUAGUGACGGUAGUAGCAAAUCAAGCGGUGGACCUAAAACAGUUUUAAGAUCAAAGAGCGCCUUCGCCCGGUUGUUCAGUCAGAAAUCUUUUAGUUUAACAAACAAAACAAGCUAUCACGGGGGUGAUCCAGAGUCACAAAAAGGUGAAAGAGAUGUUACAAUUGCAUAGUGAAAUGCUCUACUUAAGCCAUAUUGAUCUUUAGGUAUUAGCGUUGUUCAUUCCACAACGUUACCUUGUUCAAAAUUGGGACGGGGAAUUUGAUAUGUAUAUUAUUUCAUUGUGCUGUAUACAAAAUAUAUAAUAAUCACUGUAAGCAGAAUAUCAGAUACGAUCAUUUGAUAUGAUUAAACAGCUGUAAAUUUUUCAUUUGAAAUUCAUUUUCCUCUU
Molecule: messenger RNA, 2677 nt
Organism: Argentina anserina (silverweed cinquefoil)
Lineage: Eukaryota; Viridiplantae; Streptophyta; Magnoliopsida; Rosales; Rosaceae
Exons: 11
Coding region: 695-2458 (587 amino acids)
Source: RefSeq, a predicted model, not a curated record